Molecule: messenger RNA, 747 nt
Organism: Pisolithus orientalis
Lineage: Eukaryota; Fungi; Basidiomycota; Agaricomycetes; Boletales; Pisolithaceae
Exons: 4
Coding region: 1-747 (248 amino acids)
Biological process (GO): post-translational protein targeting to endoplasmic reticulum membrane
Cellular component (GO): TRC complex
Source: RefSeq, a predicted model, not a curated record
AUGUACUCUGCUAUUCACAGUCCAAUGCCCUCUGAUGCAGAACUAGCCAACCAAGCCCUCGCAGAUGAAACCAGCUAUCGUUUUUCAAGUUUCACUGCCAAUGACGCAGUCACCCUCGGUCUGUCGAUUCGCAAACGCUUUCGCGGAAGUAGUCGCCAUGCAAGAGGCAAAGGGAUGGUGAUUUCGAUACAAUCAAUUGCCGGCCAUACUCUGUUCGCGUGCACUGCGGGUGACUUGGGACAUCCCUCUGGCGCUGGAGAUGUCAGCCUGGAUAGCUGGACAUGUCUCCAGGGAAUGAUCGACAUUGUGAAACGGACGAGUCACUCAAGCUAUUACAUCGAGAAGGGAAUGAAUGCGAUGGGAAAGACAGCGAAGCAAAUGGGCUUGGAUUCUGGCGUUGCGAUAUGUGGUGGAGCACUCCCUAUCUGGCUAGAGAAUGCGCCUUGCUGUCCAAUAGCUGUAGCUGCUUGUUACUCCGGCUCUAGCCAGGAUGAUCACAAGCUGCUCAUGAGUACAGUUCGUGAUUACCUGCACAAGAUGCGGGGAGAGCCAGGGUCCUCAAGACUAUCACUCUCUUCCUUUGCCCCCACGGAGAUGCCUAUUCCAGCGGUUGCAAACCCUGAGCUGCGAGGUGCGGGUGAAGGUUCUUCUGAACUACACAUUGGCGACGCCCGUUACAUUCAACGGAGGGAAAGUGUUCACGAAGAAUCGAUCCAUCGUCGUAGCUCUUUUGAGGUUACGGAUUGA